Messenger RNA from Microbotryum saponariae, 272 nucleotides. NCBI's taxonomy places the organism in Eukaryota, Fungi, Basidiomycota, Microbotryomycetes, Microbotryales, Microbotryaceae. The record is from the annotation of a GenBank genome assembly.
AUGGCGAACAUUAAAGGUCAGUCUGCCGUACCAUACGUCAUGCUUAGCUUCCAUGACCACGGGCAGCUGACAUUUCUCGUUCUACGACGCUCUUCGCACGCUCUUCGCACGCUCGCCUUUUUUUUUUCCUCUUCGCACCCGCAGUUGCUUCUUGGGUCUUUCUCGAUUUUUUGAUCGAUGACGUGUCCUUGGCGCCGUUCCCGUUUGCCAGAGUGAUUCGAUUUCGAUUCUUUACGUGUCGUUGUUCGAUGGGUACUUCCGUUCGUCCUUGA